Striga asiatica is the source of this 1295-nucleotide messenger RNA. Lineage: Eukaryota; Viridiplantae; Streptophyta; Magnoliopsida; Lamiales; Orobanchaceae. The record is from the annotation of a GenBank genome assembly.
CUUUAUAUCAUUUUACCCACACUCCACAAUGUGUCUGUCCACCUGAGACUCAGCCUAUCAGCCGAUGCCCUUGCGCUCACCUGCCGGGAUGGCCCAUCCGCCGCCGUACGAGCCGUUCUACUUGCCCCCGCCGCCUCCAGAAUACGUUUUCUCCGGCGGAGAGAGGAAUGGAAUCAACACACUGUUCAUCUCCGGCCUCCCCGACGACGUGAUGCCGCGGGAAAUCCACAACCUCUUCCGCCGCCGCCCCGGCUUCGAUUCCUGCCAGCUAAAAUACACCGGCCGCGGCAAUCAGGUUGUAGCAUUUGCAACCUUUGUAAACCAUCAAUCAGCAAUGGCAGCUCUGCAUUCUCUGAAUGGUGUUAAAUUUGAUCCUCAGACGGGCUCGACUUUGCACAUCGAAUUAGCAAGAUCAAAUUCGAGACGAAAACAUAAACCAGGAAGCGGUCCGUAUAUUGUUAUCGAUAAUAGAACAAAAUCUGAUGCGGAUGCUGGGGGAUCAUCGAGUGAUGGUGGCUUUGUUUUGUCCCAUGACAUUAACGAUCGUGUAAUUCAACUUUGGAUAUUUCAAGAUGGUGGUGAUUCAGAUGAGCCUGAAGCCAGUGAAGAUGAUUCAGCAGCUCACAAGAGCACUGAAGAACUGAACACUAGUGAGAAUGAACAAGCAGAUAAGAGAACAGAUGGUGCUUGCUCUACCUUGUUUAUUGCAAAUCUUGGCCCAAAUUGCACUGAAACAGAACUGAAGCAAUAUCUUUGUCAAUAUCAAGGAUUCAAUAGCCUUAAGGUUAGCGCAAGAGGUGGAAUGCCGGUUGCAUUUGCUGAUUUUGAGAGAGUUGAACAAGCAACCGAGGCAAUGAAUCUCCUUCAAGGAUGCUUGCUACCAUCCUCUGACCGUGGUGGAAUGCAUAUCGAAUACGCCAGGUCGAAAAUGAGGAAGCCCUAAACAACUCUACAUUUGAGAUAUGAAAAAGGAAACUUCACGGCGAGGCUCAAACCUGGGACUCCACUCUUGAUCGAAGCUCGUCGGGUAGGAAUGUCAUGUUUCCAAGCUACUCUGUAAAAUUGUAAUUCAAGGAUAAUUCUAACUUGUACCUUUUGUGUGUAUGAAACUAUCAAUUGCAGCUUUAGAUUGAGACUCCAUUUGCCUUUGGCAUUUUAUAAGAGUUAGAUUUUAGAUUUAAGGAUUAAUUAUUGAUAUGAGAUUCACAAGUAGGGCUGCAAACGGGUCGAAUCGAGUCUAGCAUUGGCCUUGGCCUUAUAUAGCAAGAUUGAUUUUUUUUAUUAUUAUUUUUUUU